Messenger RNA from Paramisgurnus dabryanus, 1540 nucleotides. RefSeq names its product E3 ubiquitin-protein ligase NEURL3-like. Gene Ontology annotation, biological process: ubiquitin-dependent endocytosis. Gene Ontology annotation, cellular component: early endosome. The record is from RefSeq and is a predicted model, not a curated record. Gene Ontology annotation, molecular function: ubiquitin protein ligase activity. NCBI's taxonomy places the organism in Eukaryota, Metazoa, Chordata, Actinopteri, Cypriniformes, Cobitidae.
CAGCAUUAAAAGCCACAAGUUUUCUUUCAUUUAGACAAAGAAGCUAAAAAUCCAAGUGAAGAGGAUGACAGCGAAAAAGAAGGAGAAUCAAAGGCAAAUGAUGACACAUGAUGCAGUGCAUCGGUGCGUGUGUCACAAGCGCACCAGUUUGGGACCCCUGUCGUUCCACUCAAAUGUGAACGGUCGUCUGAUUACGCUGAGUGACGGUGGGCGACGGGCGACCAGAGAUGAAUCGUCGUUUCGCCACGGUCUGGUGUUCAGCACGCGACCGGUAAAGAUCCGAGAGAAGGUGCGCCUGCGGGUCGAGGACUUUACGAGGAAUUGGCACGGCUCGCUGCGGGUCGGUUUUGCAAAUGCUUUACCCGAGGAGUUACCCUCAAUGGCUGUUCCAGACUUAACCGACUCCUCUUCACAGUACGCAGCAGCGAUACUUCACGAGGACACGUGUUACCCAGGCUCAGAGAUGGAGUUCUGGAUCGACAGAUAUGCCAGAAUUUGCACACGAGGUUCUGAUGGUAUCACCUACUGUCAGAAGACUGACCUGAAUAUCCACUGGCCCAUCUGGGCGAUGAUUGACAUCUAUGGACAGACAAGCGAAGUGAUGCUGCUUGGUUCCAAAAAGAAAGAUCGGAUAUUCACGUAUAGGUCCUGCCCUGCUCUGAAACACAACAAACACACUGAUGAUAAUAACUGUGUCUAUGAAAUUCUGAAGAAACCAAUCAGCAUGCAGGACCAUGAAUCUGAUAACACAGGUACUGAAGCCUUUGACUCUGAAGACUGUGUAGUGUGUUACAGUGAAAAGCCCAACACUCUUCUGAGCUGCGGUCAUAAAUGUUUCUGUACUCCGUGUGCAAUGAAGAUCUAUGCGAUGUAUGGGACGUGUCCUUUGUGUCGUCAGUGCAUACAACCCAUCCAAAUUUUAGCUAGUGGCCACACCAGCUUGUUAUCCGCUUGUUAAGUUACGACGUAAAAAUACCAUCUCCUGGUCCAAGCCUCCACUCGCUUCAUUAGGGACUACAAUCUCAACAGCCAUUAUGAGCCAUAUUUAUUCAUAUCACACAUUUAAGCUAUAUUUUUAUAAACUUGCGGUGUACAAUGUGCACUGUGAGUGUUCAUACAGAUGCUUUAUUUGCGUAAGGCAUCUGAUGGAGCAUUUGGACUUGGAAGUUGACGUCAAACUUAACAAGCAGAUUGGUUCAUGCACGUUUCAGUGCUGUGGUUAUGUUAUGUAGAGGUUUGUCAUUGUACCCUCCACAUGCUGUACCUCUGUAUUAUUACCUCUGGUUUGUAAGUCACUUUGCAUAAAGGGAUCUACACAAAUUAUUUCACAGUUUACAUGUAUAUAUGAAAACUAUAUACUAUGUAUACCAUAAUGAACAUAUAAAGACUAAAUGUAAAUAUUGUAUAUAUAUAUUGUAUUGUAGCAUAACAGUGUGAAUAUGUUUAGCAACACUGGUUUUAAAUACACUUUUUUGUACAUACAAAAACACAAAUCAUGUAAAAAUCAUGUGAUCAUGUUACACUCAAAACUCAAUUUGAC